Molecule: messenger RNA, 1743 nt
Organism: Fundulus heteroclitus (mummichog)
Lineage: Eukaryota; Metazoa; Chordata; Actinopteri; Cyprinodontiformes; Fundulidae
Gene: arhgap15
Product: Rho GTPase activating protein 15
Exons: 13
Coding region: 66-1538 (490 amino acids)
Biological process (GO): signal transduction; regulation of GTPase activity
Cellular component (GO): cytoplasm
Source: RefSeq, a predicted model, not a curated record
ACUUCCUCUAAGAGUUAGGCCUCAACUAUUUGUGUCUCUUCAUUUACAUUUUGCACAUAACGGGGAUGGCGGGUACGAGAAUCACAAACCUUCAGAAUGCUGGGAAACAGAUACCGCUGAUUCUGCCUCCUCAGCCUCCCCAGCACAGCGCUGCAGCACAGGGAGCCGUUCAGAUGAGGAUAAAGAACUCUCAGAGCCCCGGAGACCGCCUGAGCCAGUCCAAGUCCAUGGUCCUGCAGGACUCGGAAGUUCCUCAGAAACCUAUUUCUCGGCAUCGCAGGAAUCAAUCUCAGCACGGUGUGGUUCUCACGGCAGCAGCAGCAUUUGAACCGCUGGUGGACAUAAAAGGCGAACACCUUAACGUGGCUAAGAUCUCAGAGAAUGGUAAGAAGCAGAGGAAGAACUGGACUUCGAUGUGGACAGUGCUGACCACGGAUGAGCUGCUGCUUUAUAAAGACAAGCAGGAAACUGGCGUGAAAACAGGAGGUAAAACAGAUGUGGUUCAGCUUUGCGGGGCCGUCAUUGAGUGGACAACGGAGAAGUCAAGCAAGAAAAACGUCUUCCAGAUCACAACUAAAACAGGCAGUGAGUACCUCAUCCAGGCUGAAAGUUACUCCACUGCCAGCAAGUGGCACGACGCCAUCAGAAGAAACGUCGACUCAUCAACUAAAGAAGACAGAGGCUUCGCUUUGCGGAGGUCCAACAGCUCUGAGUUGGUGCCCAGGCACAGCUCCUUACCUGGACAUGGAUCAGCCUCGCCCACCACCAAGCAACGGAACCCAGUUCACAGACGCUCCAUCAACAUGUUUGGCAGCUCAAAGCUGAAACACAGCGCGUCAGACAGCGCAGACAAGAAUGGAGUGAAGAACAGACUGAAAAAGUUCAUCAUCAGACGCCCGUCCAUGAAGACGCUGCAGGAGAAAGGCCUCAUCAAAGACCGAGUGUUUGGUUGCCACCUGCUGACGCUCUGCGAACGUGAAGGAACCACAAUUCCAAAGUUUGUGAAGACUUGUUUAGAAGCUGUGGAGAAACGAGGUCUAGAAGCAGACGGGAUUUACAGAGUCAGUGGGAAUCUGGCCACAAUCCAAAAACUGCGCUUCAUUGUUGAUCAAGAGGAAGAGUUGGACCUGGAUCACACUCAGUGGGAAGACAUCCACGUCAUCACAGGAGCUCUGAAGAUGUUUUUCCGUGAGCUGCCAGAGCCGCUGUUCCCCUUCAGGUUCUUCCAACAGUUUGUGGAUGCAGUCAGGAUUAAAGACUCAAGACAGAAAACGCAGGCUGUGAAGAAACUGAUCCAGCAGCUACCAAAACCCAACCAUGACACCAUGAAGCUGCUCUUCAGCCACCUGCAAAGAGUUCUGGGUUUUUCAAAGAAGAAUCUGAUGUCCACUCAGGGUAUUGGUAUUGUGUUUGGGCCAACACUGAUGUGGCCUGAGCUGGAUGGAGGAAACAUGGCGGUCAACAUGGUUUACCAGAACCAGAUCGUGGAGUUCAUCCUCAUCGAGAGUCGAGAGAUAUUCAGCCUUGAUAAAAAGUAAGAAGAGCAGGAAGUCAGAUGAGACUGAUGGACUCAGAUUCCCUCAUCACCAGUAGAAAAUCAUUCAACUGAAGCAGCGUUUGGUUGCCUGGAGUGUAAAAAGAAUUAAAUGUAUUGAAAUGUUUGAUCAUUAGUCUUUUUUCAUACACAAACAUGUGAAGUUGAUCAAAUAAAACUGUAAAUAUUAAAAUAUUAUAACCUUGCAA